AGUUGGACAAUGACCUUCUGAAGCAGCUGCUGCUCCUGUCUCUCUGAAUGAAGAUUAAGCUUUACCCCAAACUUCAACUUUCUUCCUCUGUCCAACAUCUAGUAUUUGAAGAUCUGAAGACGGAAGUUUCAAAAUCAACAGAUGAAGGACUUAUGCCCAAAAUGUCGACUCUCCUGCUCUUCAGGUGCUGCCUGACCUGCUGUGCUUUUUCAGCGUCGCACUUUUCAACACUGACUCUCCAGCGUCUGCAGUCCUCACUUUGACGUCAAUGUCUGACAGUCACUCAAUCCAUCCGGACAGCAACAAUCGUUGACUGAUUCUGUGAGAAGGAGCAAAGCUUUUUGGUUCCUGUUUCAGUCCGUUUUCAGCAUCAGUGGGACUGGAUGAGGGACCCUACUGUUGGAGUGCACUGAGUGUGGAGCCUGAAACAGUUAUAAGGCCUGGGAAGAGGAAUUCACGGAGGGGAGGAGCUCUACACGUGUUGUGUGUGGAUGAAGCUUCGGCCAUGGAGAAACCCAAGGAAUCCUGCCCCAUGGAGAAACCGUGGAAGUGUGGCGACUGGGAAAGAUUUCCGUUUCCCAUCUGCUCUGGAGAUUCAUCGUCGCAGUCACACCGGGGAGAGGCCAUUCCCCUGCACAGACUGCGGGAAGGCCUUCAGCAAUUCCUCCGACCUGGUGAGGCACCGGCGGGUCCACACCAGGGAGAGGCCCUUCAGCUGCCCUGAGUGUGGGAAGGCCUUCAGCAAUUGCUCUGACCUGGUGAGGCACCGGCGGGUCCACACGGGGGAGCAGCCCUUCAGGUGCUCCACAUGCAGGAAGGGCUUUACCCAGGCCUCCACCCUGUUGGCCCACCGGCAGCUCCACACUGGGGAGAGGCUGUUCAUCUGCACUGAAUGUGGGAAGGGCUUCAGCAAUUCCUUCGCCCUGCUGACCCACCAGCGGGUCCACACGGGAGAGAGGCCGUUCCCCUGCACAGAGUGCAGGAAGGCCUUCAACAGUUCCUCCGACAGGCUGAAGCACCAGCGGUUCCACACGGGGGAGAGGCCCUUCAGCUGCCCAGAGUGCAGGAAAGGCUUUACCCAGGCCUCUGACCUGCUGAGGCACCAGCGGGUCCACACGGGGGAGAGGCCGUUCACCUGCUAUCAGUGCGGGAAGAGCUUUAGCCGCUCCUCCCACCUGCGGAGGCACCAGAGAGUUCACAUGCCAUCGCAGGGGGUUUAAAGCAGCGACGGCUGAGUGGCUUUAUCAACCCAGUUCCAGGAGCUGCCAAGGCAGAUGGCGGAAUUGGAAUUUGGUUCCAAAUCUGGAGUUCAGAAUCUAACAAUGAAACCAUUGUCAGGGAGGGGAGGGGGAACCCCCAUCUGAUUCACUCACAACCUUUUUAGGGAAGGAAACUGCUAUUGUGGGAACGGAUUCACUCACUCGUCCCAGUGCAUCCUUUACCCAGACCCACAGCAGUCUGGUUGAGUAUUCUGCACGCCGCCUCCCCCUCUUCCCCCCCUCCCCCCCCCCCAACCCCACUCCAACUGAUGAGGGGGGAAAAACCUACUUGGAGACAAGGUAUGGGUUUAAAUUGGUGCAUGAGGCAAUACUACUUCUAGUUUAUGGCUAUACCAAGGAUCCAAUUACAAAAGGACAACUCUGUGCUGACAAAUAGUAAAGAAAGUGGGGGUGAGGGGGCGGGAGGAGAAGUGUGUGGGCUUUGACCUUGAGCUGUUUUAAAAAAAAAUACUUUUUCUACACCUUUUUGCUGGGGGAAUCUGAAGCUGUAACAAAAUUGGGUCGCAAUAAAGGUUACCUGAACUUA
Hemiscyllium ocellatum (epaulette shark) is the source of this 1806-nucleotide messenger RNA. Its product is annotated as zinc finger protein 239-like. The record is from RefSeq and is a predicted model, not a curated record. Gene Ontology annotation, cellular component: nucleus. Gene Ontology annotation, biological process: regulation of transcription by RNA polymerase II; central nervous system development. The transcript has 2 exons. Lineage: Eukaryota; Metazoa; Chordata; Chondrichthyes; Orectolobiformes; Hemiscylliidae. Gene Ontology annotation, molecular function: RNA polymerase II cis-regulatory region sequence-specific DNA binding; DNA-binding transcription factor activity, RNA polymerase II-specific. Bases 492 to 1220 code for a protein of 242 amino acids.